Molecule: messenger RNA, 4426 nt
Organism: Etheostoma spectabile (orangethroat darter)
Lineage: Eukaryota; Metazoa; Chordata; Actinopteri; Perciformes; Percidae
Gene: hip1rb
Product: huntingtin interacting protein 1 related b
Exons: 32
Coding region: 86-3244 (1052 amino acids)
Biological process (GO): clathrin coat assembly; endocytosis; actin filament organization
Cellular component (GO): cortical actin cytoskeleton; clathrin-coated vesicle
Molecular function (GO): clathrin light chain binding; actin filament binding; clathrin-cargo adaptor activity
Source: RefSeq, a predicted model, not a curated record
UUGGGGCAUUAUGUCCAGUGAGAAGUAGCUCAGGUGUAGCGUUGAUGCUUUGACUUCAUGAACUUCAAACACUUGCCACACCAGGAUGUCCAAGCAUAUGGACACUCUGCUGAAAGGCAGAGAUGACAAGCUGAACAGCAUCAGCAAGGCCAUCACCUCUGCUGAGACGCCUGUGAAGGAGAAACAUGCACGACGAAUCAUCCUGGGGACUCACACCGAGAAGGGAGCCUUCACCUUUUGGUCCUAUGCUCUGGGCUUCCCUCUGGCCAGCAGCUCCAUCCUCAGCUGGAAGUUCUGCCAUGUACUGCACAAAAUCCUGCGGGAUGGACACCGCAAUGUUCUACAAGACUGCAUGAGGCAUCACAGUUCUCUAGUUGAAAUUGGGAAAAUGUGGAGCAACCUCCAUGACAAAUACGGACAGCUGGUGGCUCUGUAUACCAAGCUGCUCUGCACAAAAAUGGAGUUUCAUAUGAAGCAUUCAGAAAUCCUACCGAACUUGGAGGCCACAGAUGAAGUCUUGGAGCGCACUGCAGGAACGGACGUUAAUAAUGUGUUCCAGCUCACAGUUGAGGUGUUUGAUUACUUGGACGCAGAGCUGAGGCUGGCUGAGACAGUGAUCCGACAGCUCAACACAUCCAUCGCCAUUUCCACUCUCACAUCAGGCCAGUGUAGGCUGGCCCCACUCAUCCAAGUCAUCCAGGACUGUAGUCACCUCUACCACUUCACCGUCAAGCUGCUGUUCAAGCUGCAUGCCUGUCUCCCCGCUGACACUUUACAAGGUCACCGUGAUCGUUUUCAUGACCAGUUCCACAGUCUUAAGACCUUCUUCAAUAAAGCCAGAGACAUGCUGUACUUCAAGAGACUGAUCCAGAUUCCCAAGCUGCCUGAUUCCCCACCAAACUUCCUGCAUGCAGCCUCACUGGCCAAGCACGUAAAGCCAGUGGUGGUCAUCCCUGAUGAGUAUGAACCAGAGCCCCCGGAAGACGAUGAUGACGAUCCAGAGCCGCUCAUCGAUAUCAGCGUAGGCAACCCCAUACAGGCACAGCCACCGCAACUGGACAUAUUUGAUCGGACGUUUGGACCUCCAAAUGGAGGCCUUGAUGACAGAGAUCUUCAGAUUGAGAAACUCCAGCGGGACCUGGAGAUGUUGAGAGCAGAACUGGAGAGAGUCAAAGAGGAGGCUCAGCGUUACAUCACACAGCUGAAGUCCCAAAUCAAUAGUUUAGAGGCAGAACUAGAAGAACAGCGUGCACAGAAACAACAUGCCCUUGUGGAAAAUGAACAACUGCGCAUGGAGCUGGAAGCUACGCGUCGCCGAAACGCAGAACAUGAGAGCUCACAGGCCUUCUUCAUUGAAGCAGAAAAAAGAGCGCAGGCCACUGAGCAGCGGUACAAUAAGAUGAAGGAGAAGCACACAGAGCUGGUGGCCAGCCAUGCUGAACUACUUCGGAAGAGUGCAGACACUGUAAAGAUGCUAUCAGCAACCCAGCAGACCCAGGAAGAAGUGGAGAGGACCAAACAGCAACUGUCGUUUGAGGUUGAUCGAAUAAAACAGGAAGCCGACAUGAAGCUGGAAGAGCAGAAGUUUGAAAUUGAGAAGCUGAAGAGGCAGCUGGAGGAGAAGAUGGCAGAAAUGAUGCGUAUCAAGGGGACUCUGCAGAGCAGCGAGAAGACGACGGAGCAAAUGAACAGCUCAGUGACUGCUCUGCAUGCCGAGAAGGAGCGUCUGAUGCGAUCUGUAAGUGAGAAGGAGGCGGAGCUGUCGUCUCUGCGGCAGGCUGCGCAGGUGCAGCAGUCGUCACUUCAGCAGGAGCGAGAGAGGAACAGCAGGGAGCUGGGAGAGCUGCAGGGAAAACUGCAGGAGAAGUCAAGUCAGGAGGAGCAGCUGAAGCAGAAGCUUCUGGAGGAGCAGUUUGCUCUGCUGCAGGGCACUGUCACAGAGGCGGAGAACAUCAUCCAAGAUGCUGUUGCUAAGCUGGAUGAUCCCCUUCAUAUACGCUGCACCAGCUCUCCGGAUUACCUCAUAAGUCGGGCGGAGGCCACAUUGGGCUCCGUAGACAAAGUGAAAAAGGGCCAUGCAGAUUAUCUGUAUAAUAUGAGGGAUGCUGGAGGGCUGCUGAGGGCUCUGACCCAGUUCUCCCACUUGGCUGCGGAUACAAUCAUCAACGGCAGCGCCACUGCACACAUGGCACCUACUGACCAUGCAGACCGACUGACAGAGAACUGCAGAGGCUGUGCCACUCAGAGUCUGCAGUUCUUCAAGGACCUGAAGUCCAAGACCUCCCUCCAGAGGGCGGACCCGGCUUCCAUUCGCUUAAUUGUUCAAAAGAUCCUGCACCUGGGCGAGGAGCUGCGGCCAAAAGGCAUGGACAUUCGUCAGGAUGAGCUAGGAGAUCUGGUCGAAAAGGAAAUGGCUGCAACUUCCGCAGCUAUUGAGGAGGCAGUCCGCAGGAUAGAUGAAAUGAUGAAUCAGGCACGAAAGGACACAUCAGGAAUUAAACUGGAAGUCAAUGAAAGAAUCCUCAACAGCUGCACAGACCUGAUGAAGGCCAUCCGCAUGCUCAUCAUAGCAUCCACAGACUUGCAGAAGGAGAUUGUCGAGAGUGGGAAGGGCGCUGCAACCAUUAAGGAGUUCUACGUCAGAAACUCUCGCUGGACUGAGGGACUGAUCUCUGCUGCCAAGGCUGUGGGAUGGGGAGCCACCGAGAUGGUGGAGUCUGCUGAUAAGGUGGUACUGCACACAGGCAAAUAUGAAGAGUUGAUUGUCUGCUCCCACGAGAUUGCUGCUAGCACAGCACAGCUGGUGGCUGCCUCGAAGGUUAAGGCAGACCGCAACAGUAAGAAGCUGUCAGUUCUCCAGCAGGCUUCUCGCCACGUGAAUGAAAUGGCAGCGAAUGUGGUUGGCUCAACGAGGACGGGCCAGGAGCACCUGGAGGAAAAAGAAACCAUGGACUUCUCUGGGAUGUCCCUCAUCAAGUUGAGAAAAGAGGAAAUGGAGUCACAGGUGAAGCUGCUGGAAUUAGAAAGUCAGUUGGAGAACGAGCGUCUGCGAUUGGGCGAGCUGAGGAAGAAGCACUACGACUUGGCGGGAGUUCCUUUAGAGCAGGUUUCUGAGGGGAACGGUGAAACCUCCAUGCUGGCCAAUCCUGUUACCAUGUCACCAAAACCCAGCAAGCCUGCUCUUUUGAAGAAACCUGCGUUGGCCCAGAAACCCAACGUAUACUUAAAAACCACGUUUAAGUAAAGCCUGAGCAGAAGAGGAAAAUUCUCCACUAAUGGAUGGUUGGAUUGACCAGAGAAAGAUCCUCUUGUUGUUAACAUAUGGUUCCUUUUAAGUUGCAUGCUGACAAUCCUCUGCCUCAUCCUGCAUCUCAUUGUUUUCCUUUUUGUCUUUUUCUUUUUGCCAAAAUUGAUCAGAAGCCAGAUUUUUGACCCUCAAUGCCUAUAAGAGAUAUGCUGUCUUUGCCCUAAGUUUUUUUUUUUUUAAGCUAUAGAUGCAUGCAAUCCUGGUAGAACCCUUUUUUUAUUUUAGUAUUUGGCAUCAAGAACAAAAAAGGUUCAUAUGUUUUUAGACUGUGUGAAAGUAUUUUUUUCUGCAUCCCAAUUUUUUUUUUUAGAUUAAGUACUGCUGCUUUUAGAAUACAAACCCUGAUCACCGCAAAUCGACAGCAUAUCUUGUAUUGUAUGUUAAUAGUUGGUUUUCAUUAUGCUUUGGACAACCUUUUUGCACACUAUUUUGGACAUUCCUUACAGAGAACAUCACAUUUUUGUUAAUGUGCACUACUAUAUGUUAUUUAUGUUGUGGUGGGUGGUAAAGGACACUGGGGAAUCACAUUUUGUGCAUCCAUGUUGCUGCAAACGUUUUGCAUAAAUCGAACAAGGCUUUGCCUUUUAUGAUGGCCAGUGUUCCUCUUAUGUGGAAAACAGCUUUCUGUCUCAACAGUAAAAGAUUGUUUCAGAGGCCUUGGAAUGUACUGUACUAAUGCAUUGGAUCAUACCUGUAAAUACAUACAGUCUGUUUAGGAGUGUGUCACUCACACCAAGUAUAUUUCAUAUCUACACUCAUCUCUUGAAUGUCCCUUUAUUAGGUGAGAACUUGGAUGUUAUGGUAGAGCAUAUAGACUUGAUGCUUGCGCAAAAAUAUCAAAUGUAGGCGUCUUUAAUUGUCAAAUGAAUCUUUUUGACUGAAGGAAGAUUUAGGGGUAAGUUAAUGUACAAUAGGAAGGUCAAGGUUCAAGUUCUCUUUGCCUAUGGGAGCUUUUCAUACAGGGUCUUAAAAUGCAUCUUUUUAUGUUCUGUCCUUUCUUCUGUACGAAAUGUCUUUAUACACUCAGAUCUAUUAAUAUAUUUUAGUUAAGAUAAUAGUAGUUUCUCCUUGUAAGAAGUGUAAAUGUCAAACAAAUGAACAAUAAAUGUUUGAAUAUCC